Molecule: messenger RNA, 2772 nt
Organism: Manihot esculenta (cassava)
Lineage: Eukaryota; Viridiplantae; Streptophyta; Magnoliopsida; Malpighiales; Euphorbiaceae
Product: sister chromatid cohesion 1 protein 2
Exons: 13
Coding region: 151-2517 (788 amino acids)
Biological process (GO): replication-born double-strand break repair via sister chromatid exchange; mitotic sister chromatid cohesion; synaptonemal complex assembly
Cellular component (GO): synaptonemal complex; cohesin complex
Molecular function (GO): protein binding; chromatin binding
Source: RefSeq, a predicted model, not a curated record
CUACUCGACCGUUUAUUUAUCAAGCAUUUCUUCUUUCUCUCACUCUCACUUCCUCUUCCUCCCAUGUCCCCUUCGCUCCGUGUUUGAACUGCAAAAUCACCGAGAAAAUCAACGAGCAGAUAGCCGAAAGUAGAUAAGCGAAAGGAAGUUAUGUUUUACUCGCACUGUUUUCUCUCAAGGAAAGGCCCAUUAGGGGCUAUAUGGGUAGCCGCUUACUGCUUUAAGAAACUUAAGAAAGCACAGGUCACUCAGACUGACAUCUCCUCUUCUGUUGAUAAAAUUUUGCAAGAUGAAUUUGAUGUUGUCACAUAUAGGGUACUUGCCUACCUUCUUCUUGGUAUUGUCAGAAUAUUCUCCAAAAAGGUUGAAUAUUUGUUCAAUGACUGCAAUAAGGUGUUGCUUAAAAUCAAGGAAUUUGUUAUUAGUAAUAAAGAUAUGGCACUUGUGGAAACUCUCCGUGCACCUUAUUUCUCUAUAACCCUGCCUGAAAGAUUUGAAUUGGAUGCUUUUGAUCUAGAGAUCUUAGAGGACACCAGCGAAGACAAUGUGCUGCCUCAUGAAGAAAUCACACUUAAAGAUGGAAUUUCAAAAACUGGUGAAAUAGUGCCAUACUUUCUAGCCAAGUAUCAUUGUGAUGAAUUUACUGCCUGUAAGGAUACUUUCUCCAUGGGUUACACUCCAAAUGAAGCGAUUGUUUCUUCUCACCUGAUCGACUUUAAUAUGGAGGUGGGAAUAUCUUCAAGCAACUUAGAAGCUAGCAUAAAGAAACUUAAGGGCAGUAGCUCCUCUCUACAUGAAUCGAUAGAAAUUGAAAUGGUUGCUGCAGUUGAGGAAGAGCCUCCAAAUCCUGUAAAAUCAAUUGGUGAAGAUCACCCUAACAGCGGAGAGUGUACAACAAGGGUUCUAGAAGUGGUAGAUUCUGGUGAAAUGCAUGCAGACUCGAGCAUGCCAGAGCUUUGGCAUAAUAGCGUCAAUCAAGAAGCAUGUUUAAACAUAAUUGGUGAGGUUGAGGAAGAACCUGAAAACUCUUCUAAGACCUUUGGCAAACAUCAUCAAAUGGAUGGACAAAUGAUAAAGCUUCCGGAUAUGGUACAAUCAGAUAAUGAAAACAUUGAGGUUAUUAAAGAAGACAACUUAAGUGAUAUUGAAACAAGUGUGGAGAAGCUUCGAGACAUUGUCUCUCAAGAAGAAUGUAGGGACAUGGAAAUAUUUUGUUUGGCUGAGCCAUCAGCUCAUGGUGGAACAUUUGAUAAAGAGCAUCAGAGUGAUGCAGAGCUGAAAAAGUUGUUGGAGGUUGAGGGGCCUCCAGAAAAAUCUAUACCUUUUACUGAAGAGCAUAUGAGUGGUGAACCCAAAAUAUUGUCUGGAAUCCUAUCUCCAGGAAAUAGAACACAUGAGGUUUUCACAGAAGCUUAUCCUUUGUCUAUAUCACUUGAUACAACUCCUCAAUCCAAGUUCCCAAAUGCUGCAGGAGUUACUGCUCCAGAAUUUUUUGUUGUUCCUACCCCAGCUGCUAGGGAGGGUGCUCGAGUUCCAAGGAAAAGAAAGUGUAUUUUUGAUGAUGUGAUAGUAUUUCCUAACAAUGUAAUCAAGCAAUACAUAGAAGAUGCAAGUAAUUUGGUGUGUAAGCGGAAAAAAACUCCUCAUACUGCUCUUGCUGCAUGGAGAGCCCAUCAAGUUUCCAGUCUUCCUCAGUCUUUUUUGGAGCCUUUGAUUCCUUGCACUUCGUCGGAACUUAGAUCCCUUUUUUGCGCAAAGAAACUAAAGGUUCCAGAAUCAGUUGACAUUGAGAAACUUUCAGAAAAGCUCACAUCUGAGUGUCCAACUGUUGAAACUUUGGAGAAGUUUGAUGAGUCAAGAUCUUGUACCAAUGGUAGAAUGGUAGAAAAUACGAAGUCCCUUGAACAGUUGAAUGUUUCAGCAUUUCCUGCUGUUGGUAGACUAAUUGAAACUGUGGAACCUCCAGAAAAGCUGGACGUGCCCAAGUCCCCUACUGCUGGCAGAUCAUUGGAGCAAAUGUCAAUUGCUCCUGAAACACCAGUUCUGCAGAGAAAAUCGCUGAGGUCUUUUGAGAGUCCUGAAGUUUUACAUAGAGUCGGACUGGAUUCUGAUAUAGCUCAGAGAGAGCCAUCUACUAGCAGAGAACAAGAACUUGAUCUCAGUCUGAUGAAUGAGGAGAUAAAUUUAUUUGAAGGACAAAACCAGGACCAGUAUGGGUGGUCAGAAAGAACCAGAGUGGUAGUGAGAUGCUUGUGUAGGAGUUUUCUAAAUCAAAAGAACAGAAAAGAGGAUGAAGUUGUAAAUUUGCAGCAACUUCUGGAAGGAAGAAGCAAAAAAGAAAGUGCAAGGUUCUUCUAUGAGAUACUGGUGUUGAAGAGUAAAGGGUAUGUGCAAGUGAAGCAGGAAAAUGCCUAUGGAGACAUUCUCAUCUGGAAAGCCUCUCAAUGGGAACAGAUUUGUGUUGCAGAUUGUGCUGAAACUGCUGUGGAGACCAUGCAUUUUCUGCAGCACGCUUAAACCUUGUUGAAUAAGUUAUUUAGGAUGUAAUCUUUUGUAUAGAGUUUUUGUUGGUGGAUGUAUGUAUUUUUGUUGUAGGGAAUACUAUUAGAUGAUUCAAUUAUAGGGUUUAGUUAGUUAUUUUGUAUUUAGAAGGUUUUCAUUUCAUUUUAGGUUGUAGUAUUAGAAGUAGCUUUCUUUUUAACAAUAAUCAAACAAUUGGAAAAAUGAAAAAAAAAAAAAGAAGAAGAAGAAUCCAGCUGUUGAAAGUACUUU